AUGUCAAACAUGAGGACUACCCGCAUCCUCGCCGCGGGGAAGUCUGUGAGGCGCCCCACGCCCGAGGACCGUCUCCAGCGGAAGAUGGAAGCCAGAGCAGCAGCAGCAGCAGCAGCAGCAGCGGCGGCGGCGCGCUCGACGCCGUCUCCCGCGGCUGCACCAGCGGGUGAAGCGACCACUCCGCCACCGACAGCCCUCCUCACCGCAAGCCCAACACGAUCGCGAAUGCUCCCGGCGGUAGUAGUCGUGAAGGGGAAGACCGGUUCUGCCGCAUCUGUAGCCACCGUCGAAGCCGCUGCCGCACGGCCAUCAUCGACUGGCGAUGACGAAAGCGCCAUCAAGACCGAAUUCAUGGGCCUGGCGGCUUCUCGGGAAGAGCCCGACGCCGCGACAGCAGCGAGCGGUAGAUCUUCGGAACGCGGCGGUGGCGUUUCUGUAACGGCCGGCGAAGACGAGCCGCGGGGGGGUGACGCGAUCGGGGGGGGCACCCGGCGCGAGGGGGGCGGGGCCGCGAACGGCGUCGGGACGUCUCCAGGCAAGACCGGCAGCAGCGGUGGCGCAACGAUCGAGGGCAGCGUGCACGAGCACGGCAGAGGGAGGUCUGCACCCACCGACGAGGGCAGCAGUCGCGGUGAUCACCGACAAGGUUGUGGUCGUACGCACGGCCUCUCGCGACGGGAAACUCGGACGAACGAUACCAUCGAUAAAUCAGACGCCGAGAUGGGCGGGGACGCUGGUGCACGAGGCCCGUCGGAACUGCAUCCCGCGGACGGUGACAAUAAACGCCUCCUGCGGCCAUCAAAACCAGGGGCAGAAGAAGCCCUCCUUCGAGGAGUGCGGGAGGGGCCGUUGAGGGACGCUCUGGCGGCCCUGUUGACCUCUACCGUCAUGGGCGAGGACGGCGGGAGGGUCCUGGCCCCGAGCUUCCCGUCCAUCUCGGCGCUGUGCGAGCUCAAGUACAGCGAGCCGAUCGGCCCACCGCAGGCAUCUGCGGUAGAAAGGGCCAUUCUUGCAAGGCCCGGCGUUCUCCUCCGGUUGAGCCUGGCGGGAAAAAGGAUCGGAGACCGAGGAGCCAUGGCGCUUGCCCCGGCUCUGGCCGCGAUUCGGAGCGUCGACCUCCGGAGCAACAACAUCGGCGACGUCGGAACAACAACGAUAGCGUCGGCGCUGCGUGAGGCCGCGGCGACAGUUCGGCUCGGUGGGCCAGCGGCGGGAGCCAAUCAAACAAAGAGCAGCCUGUGUGUCCUGGAAAGCCUUAGCCUUGCCGGAAAUCGGAUCGAGGACGCGGGAGCGGCGGCUCUGAGCGACAUGCUGGAGGUGCAAAACGAAAACGACAAAGAAUCGAUAACAAAUCGCCAUCCUAGGGGAAGGAACGUGACGUCGGCGCCCGAGCUGUUUCCAUCUCUGGCCUGGCUUAGCGUGGCGGGAAAUCCGGGCAUAUCGGGUGACGCUAGAGAGCGACUGCUUCAGGCGGGUGUAAACCGCCAAGAAAUGCGCCGCCGUAGAGGGUCCGAGAACCAACAACCCUCGAUGGUAGUCAUCGUGUAA
Messenger RNA from Ectocarpus siliculosus, 1548 nucleotides. Lineage: Eukaryota; Phaeophyceae; Ectocarpales; Ectocarpaceae. The record is from the annotation of a GenBank genome assembly.